AUGCAGAGGAUGAAGCGCCCGUGGCCAAUGCUGUCUCACUCGGCAAUGGUGAUGUUCUUGGUGUCGAUGGUCCACUGUGUUCCGCGAUUAGCGGCAACGAGCCAAGCUGUGUGUUGUCGAGCAAAUAAGACCGACUGCUCGUGGAACUAUACGCCAUUUCAGCUGUGCGGGACGAGAUGUCGACAUGUGACGGUAAAGGCAAAUCCCAUGUUCGAGACGGCGGCAUCCAAGUCCAGGUGGUCCACUCAGUAG
This is a messenger RNA of Fulvia fulva, 252 nucleotides long. RefSeq lists its product as uncharacterized. NCBI's taxonomy places the organism in Eukaryota, Fungi, Ascomycota, Dothideomycetes, Mycosphaerellales, Mycosphaerellaceae. The transcript has a single exon. The record is from RefSeq and is a predicted model, not a curated record. The coding region runs from base 1 to 252 and encodes 83 amino acids.